This is a messenger RNA of Pungitius pungitius (ninespine stickleback), 1302 nucleotides long. RefSeq names its product gem (nuclear organelle) associated protein 8 (gene gemin8). The record is from RefSeq and is a predicted model, not a curated record. Gene Ontology annotation, cellular component: SMN complex. NCBI's taxonomy places the organism in Eukaryota, Metazoa, Chordata, Actinopteri, Perciformes, Gasterosteidae. Gene Ontology annotation, biological process: spliceosomal snRNP assembly. The coding region runs from base 158 to 769 and encodes 203 amino acids. The transcript is spliced from 4 exons.
GAUUUUAUUUCCUCCUGGCGCAAAGGCUGCUGGGAGAUUCUUCUUCAGGAAGCAACACGAGCCGCUAAACAAAUCCCCUUCCAGCAGCAGGUUUCAGGGUGGAAUAACGUUCGCAAAGUUAACGGGAAGAUUAACACAACUUCGUGCAUCUUAAAUCAUGGAGGGCAUGAGCAGCGCCCUGAUGUCCUGGUUCUCCAGCCCCGUGUACAGCCGCUACUGGCAGCACUACCAGCAGGCCAUGGCCUGGCAACAGAGACACAGGCGAGCCUACCGGAAGGCCUUGGACGCCGCCCACGGCCACACUUACAGCCAGGAGCAGGAUGCCGGCGGCCUGCGGCAACGCUACGAGGACUGGAACGCAGGCGACGAGGAGGAGGAGGAGGAGGAUGAUGACGACGGCGACGAGAGCAGCUCGGACAGCGAGAUCGAGUGUGACACCAGCAACAUGGAGAUCAGCGACGAGCUUCGGCAGUACUUCGCCCAGACGGAGAAACACAGAGAGGAGCUGAAGAAGCAGCAGCAGAUCGAGGACGAGCUGCACGAGAGCUACGUGCCGGCCGACCGGGACCUCCGCGACGCCUCCUCGCGGAGCAGCGCGGCGCCUCCCUCGGACCGACCCGGCGAGAGGCGCGGCGCCGAGAUGCAGAAGCUGUACGGCCCGCACGCGCCCAAGGUCCUGGCCAUGGAGGCAGCGAUGCAGCUCAAUUUCGACCGACACUGCGACCUCAAACAGCCCAAGUACUGGCCCGUGAUCCCGCUGAAGCUGUGACGGCUGCACACGCUGCGCUUUGGAGGAAAACCCCCCUUCGCCCAUCUCCCAAAAAACGUUGCAUUAAUUAGCUGAGGUUCUGCUCGGGAUCACGCAUGCAGAGGCGACGUUCACCCAGAACACCGGGCCGUCCUUCCGGAUUUCGAAGAAAAAAAACGUUCCUGUCGCUUGAGGUUGAGGUGUACCUGCAGCUGAUGCUCGAUCGCGUGCGGUUCCUCCUCAGCUGGUUGCAGUUUUCCCUGCAGCUCGGUGACGUUACGCGCCGCUGCGGCCUGUCGACUUAGUUUAACCACCAAAAACAUGUUGUCUGUUCACAUUCAUCCCCGCGUCUGAUAUCCCGCUUUUCAACAGGAGGAGAGACGAUUUGUUGUUUUUGUUGCUUCUGAACCGUCGGCUUCAAAGCCGCUGGUGUGGUUUCUCAGGAGGGACUCUCACUAUUCUCUUUUAUCUUGUGCUCCACCACCCAGUCCCCUUUUAGCCUGAAGGAUGUAUAUUUUAAUGCAAAUUCUGUUCAUAAUAAAUUCUUUACUGUU